AUGUUUAGACUGUUGAUCAAAAAACGUGGUUUUCAUACAUGUAACUCAUUAUCAUCGGAUUUCUCCCAUGUUGUAAUUGGUGGAGGGAUUGUUGGUACGGCAAUUGCUGGGGAAUUACAACAACAAGAUGGUAAUGAAGUGUUAUUAAUUGAUAAGAAUGAACAAUUGGGUAUGGAAACAACAUCUAGAAAUUCAGAAGUUAUACAUGCUGGUAUUUAUUAUCCUCCUGGUUCUUUAAAAUCAAAGCUUUGUAUACUUGGUAAAAAUAAAAUUUAUGAUGCUUGGUUAAAUGGGAAAUUUCAAGUACCUUUGAAAAAAUGUGGGAAAUGGAUAGUUGCUCAAGAUGAAAAAGAAGCUGAAUAUCUUGAAAAAUUAAAAAAAAUUAGUGAUGAAGUAGAUGUACCUGUUAAUUUUAUAACUACUAAACAAGCUAAUGAAAAAUAUCCAUUAAUUAGAGCUGAAUCUGCUAUUCUUGAAAGUCCAACCACGGGGAUAAUAUCAGCUCAUGAUUAUACACUUUUCCAUCAAUCUAUAUUUGAAAAUAAUGAUGGUACUCUUGGAUUAAAUACAGAACUAACAAAUCUUGAAUAUAAUAAAGGUACUUCAAAUUAUACAUUGACAUUACAAUCUGAAUCCGGUGAAAUGCAAGUAACUUCAGAUAAUGUUAUUAAUUCAGCAGGUUUAUAUGCUCCUGAAGUUUCUAAUUUAUUAUUACCUAAAGAACGUCAUUAUCAAGGAUAUUUUGCUAAAGGCAAUUAUUUCAGUUAUCUGCCAGAAACAUCAAUUGGAAAAGUUACUGAUGUAUUGAUUUAUCCAUGUCCUAAUCCAAAUGCUGCUUCAUUAGGUACCCAUUUAACUUUUGAUUUAGGUGGCCAAUUAAGAUUUGGUCCAGAUUUAGAAUGGUUAGAUAUUAAAAAGGCAAAUGAAAUUGAUUAUACACCAAAUCCAAAGAAUUUAUCUAAAGCUUAUGAAGCUAUAAAAACAUAUUUCCCUGAUAUCACUCUUAAUUCUUUACAUCCUUCAUAUUCUGGAGUCAGACCAAAAAUAUUGUCAAGAGAAGACAACAUUUCAAAAUUUGCUGAUUUUGUAAUUAAAGAAGAAGAUGGAUUUCCAGGAUUUGUUAAUCUUUUGGGCAUUGAAAGUCCAGGAUUAACAGCUUCUUGGGCUAUAGCAGAAUAUGUCAGAGAUAUUUACCAUAAAUAG
This is a messenger RNA of Candida tropicalis MYA-3404, 1203 nucleotides long. RefSeq lists its product as uncharacterized. Lineage: Eukaryota; Fungi; Ascomycota; Pichiomycetes; Serinales; Debaryomycetaceae. The transcript has a single exon. Gene Ontology annotation, molecular function: (S)-2-hydroxy-acid oxidase activity; (S)-2-hydroxyglutarate dehydrogenase activity. Gene Ontology annotation, cellular component: mitochondrion. The record is from RefSeq and is a predicted model, not a curated record. The coding region runs from base 1 to 1203 and encodes 400 amino acids.